CAGUGAGUACACAGCAGCCUACUGUCCACUGUUGUGCUCGGUGUCUAUUUUUUUGGGUAGGCUGAUGUAAUGUGACCACACAUUAAGUAAAUGAAGUGGCAUCGUCGUAAGCGGAGCAGGUCAAGUUCAGACGUGUCAGCAGAGGGUGAGGUUUAAAAUUUGCACGCUGAUUUGGUUGACGGUUUGCCGUCACGUCUCUCCUGUCGGUUUCGAUAGCCGAAUUAAGAGCAUGUGAAGCGAGCUGCUCGGGCUCGGACAUGGAGACGCUCUCAGAGAUCAAAAACUCUGAGGACUGCUUCGGCAGGACGUUUUCCGCUCUCACCGUCGACGAUGUGUACAAGAUAGCCAAAGUGAUCGGCACCGAUGUGGAGAAACUCAUCGACGGUUACGGCAAAGAGAGCGCUGAGGGUCUGGUGCCGAAGAUAGUGAAAGUGCUGGAGCUGCUGGAGAGCUUCGCGUCGAGGAACCACGCUCACAAACUGAGGGAAGAGGAGCUUCUGAAGACCUUCGAGACCAUACAGCUGCAACAGCAGAAGAAACGCGGGGGGAAGGAAAACGACGAUGCCAACGAUAAAAACGAGAUACGGGAACUUCAGCAGAAGGAGCAGCAGUGGAAGAGGAGGUGCGAAGAGCUGCAGGUCCAGAUACAGCAGCUCCAGGAAGACAGGGAGGUGCUGGAGAGCAGGCUGAGAGGUAGCCAUGCACAGGAAGACCGUGUUCAGCGGCAGGAGCGUGAGGUGAUGCUAAAGCUGAAGGAGGUGGUGGAUAAACAAAGAGAUGACCUGAGGGCCAAAAGCCAGGAGAUAACUACCAUCACCAAAGAGGUGGAGGCGCUUCAGGAGCAGCUGGACCGCUUUAUGAAAAUGAAUGCAGAGUUGCGACACAAGCAGAAUGUUUUGCAGGCCCAGCUGAAGAGCACCGUGGAGAGGAAGGCCGACAUGGAGGCCGACCUGAAGGAGAAAAACAAAGAAAUAGAAAACCUCCAAGCACAGCUCGACAGAACCAACAGCAACACGCCGUCCCGACCAAGUCCAACAGCACAGGAGCCAAAGAAAAAGCCAACAUCCGAUCAGAAGGAUCCCGAUCAGCCGUGCUUCACCAAGAAGGAGGUGCGCGACAUCCUUUUCGAGAGGAACGAGCUAAAAACCAACCUCUUCCUGGUGCAGGAGGAGCUCAGCUACUAUCAGAGGGAAAUACUGAAUGAGGAGAGGUGUCCAGGUUUUCUCUUAGAAGCUGUGCGCUCUGCCAUCAAGAAAAAAAGAAAGCUCAUUAAAGCCAAGAUGCUUGGGAUUCCUAACAACGAAUGCAGCAGCAGUGAUGAGGAAGACAGGAGUUCUCUGUUUGGCCAAACAGAAGUGGAUGGCACAGAAGUGGAUGGAACAGUGAAACCGGCUGAGUCACGUAUUCGAAACUUCUUUGGCUUCCUGACGAGGUCAAGCAGCGGCCCGGGUCCCACCGACGUGAACAACUCCUCCUGGGAGAUCAUCAGAGACUCCGAGGCCAAUGAGGAGGCGGAGCAGCUGAGGUCUUCCUGAACGCGUUACUGACCACAGAGAUUGAACUGAGAGAUUUCUCUAAGUUUGACACUCAGACAACACUUUCUCCUCACCUCAGUCACAACUUCUCUGCGGUUUUUGCUCAGGGCAAAGGUUAUGAGGACAUUUGAAUGCAGACCCGGAGCACCACGGGAAGAUAAAGAAGCGCAUUUAAACAAUCCCCUCUUAUUUCCUGAAAUUAAGUUUCAACCAUAAUUAGUUAAUGUCUGAUGCCUUCCCCUUUAUCAUGGAAGGAGAAAACAAGAGGAACAUUGUGUAACUACAGUACGAUAUAAGAAAUACUGCUAUGAUAUUCUGUACAGCAAGACAAUCAUGAUUUUUUUCAUUUUAAGAAAAAAAAAUGUAUUUUUGGUAAUUCAGUAAAAUCAGAUUCAGUGUUUAUAUGUAUUUAAAAAAAACCAAAGACAUAGUUUGAGUUUUAUAUAGAUAUAAUUAUCUACUUUAAUAGUACAUAAAGCAGUAAAUUAAGUUCUGCUCAUUUUAUAACUCAUACAAAUAUUUUCACAAACAAAUACAAUCUAACUCAUACCUCAGUGAGGGAAUUUUAAAGCCAUGUGGUUACUCUAUGUUUAACCUCCUAGGACCUGGCGUCCACAUAUGUGGACAUCACAUUUUGGGUUAUUUAGACCAAAAUACUCAAUUUUGCUUUACAAGGGCCUGAUAUCCACUCACGAGGACAUUAU
Molecule: messenger RNA, 2239 nt
Organism: Neolamprologus brichardi
Lineage: Eukaryota; Metazoa; Chordata; Actinopteri; Cichliformes; Cichlidae
Gene: rilp
Product: Rab interacting lysosomal protein
Biological process (GO): cilium assembly
Cellular component (GO): cytoplasm; ciliary basal body
Molecular function (GO): protein dimerization activity; small GTPase binding; dynein light intermediate chain binding
Source: RefSeq, a predicted model, not a curated record